GGGAUAUAUUCAAGCUCACAACACAGAGCUUUCACUUUUAAUUUGCCUUCUGGACAAGAACAAGUCACUCCUGGAUCUCCUGUUUCUGGCCAGCUUCUAACCCUCAUUCCUGAAAAUGCAACAGCCGGUGGUGAUUGUGACUCAGCCGCAGUUCGGGGCUGCUGGAGGUCCCAGGAUGGGCUGGCAAACGGACCUUUUUGAUUGCUGCAGUGACUGUAGUGUCUGCCUCUGCGGGAUGUUCUGCUUCUCGUGCCUCUCGAGCCAGGUGGCCAGUGAUAUGGGCGAAUGCUGCCUGUGUGGGUCGAGCGUGGCCAUGAGGACUAUGUAUCGCACCAAAUACGGCAUUCCUGGAUCCAUCUGCGAUGACUAUAUGAUUACCAUGUUUUGCACUUACUGCUCUCUGUGCCAAAUAAAGAGAGACAUUAACCGGCGAAGAGCAAUGAAUGCUUUCUAGAAUUAGCAAGAUGGAGGUUGGUUUCUUGAUGAAGAGAUUGCCAUCCAGGACAUCUCAUGAAAUAUUACUGCAUUCACUAUAUAUUUUCCUAUUCUUGCUUCAGAAUGUAUCGCCAAAGCUACGGGCCUACGAAGAAAGCACGCUUUCAAUUCCUAAAUGGCAAUUUUCCCAAAUAUUCAUUUUAUGCCAAUUUUAUAAACUUAACCUCAAAAAACCUCUGGACUUCAAAGAUGUUAAAAUAAAACACUGUCAGUUGAAAA
Molecule: messenger RNA, 714 nt
Organism: Tachyglossus aculeatus (Australian echidna)
Lineage: Eukaryota; Metazoa; Chordata; Mammalia; Monotremata; Tachyglossidae
Product: placenta-specific gene 8 protein-like
Exons: 5
Coding region: 116-454 (112 amino acids)
Biological process (GO): positive regulation of transcription by RNA polymerase II
Source: RefSeq, a predicted model, not a curated record